AUCUGUAUAAAUAGGCCAGUCGGGAGUGCAGUUCUAUGUCAAAUCGUUGCAAACCAUCGACAAAACAAAAUGUUCAAGCUGUGCGUCUUCGUUGCUCUCCUCAGCCUGGCUGCUGCUGCCCCAGCUCCUGCUCCUGUGCCCGCUCCUGCUCCUGGACUGAUUGCCCCUGGACUGGUGGCACCUGGAAUCUGGGGACCCACCGUUGUCGCCGGACCCCAUCUGGUCGCUCCCCAUGUUGUGAGCGUGGUGCCCGGAGCCAUCUCCCAUGCCGCCAUCACCCAGGUGCAUCCUUCGCCGCUGCUGGUCAAGAGCAUCCACGGCCUGGGACCCGUUGUGAUCGGUUAAGCACAACCGGAUGUCCAACCACCCACAUAUCUCACCCACACGCCAGCCAUUCAGCUCCUGUUCAACUUCAGCAUUUCCCCGCGGAUUACUUUAAUCACGCAUCCCGUGCCCUGUUUAUAAAGCAAGCAAUCCAGCAAUGAGAAGAAAAAAAACACAAAAAAAUGUUUAGACACUAAAAUACAUUCCAAGCAAUAAAUUACCUACCAUACUUGUUAUAGCGAGCGUAAA
Drosophila elegans is the source of this 573-nucleotide messenger RNA. It is a transcript of the gene Nplp3, whose product is annotated as neuropeptide-like 3. The record is from RefSeq and is a predicted model, not a curated record. The transcript is spliced from 2 exons. NCBI's taxonomy places the organism in Eukaryota, Metazoa, Arthropoda, Insecta, Diptera, Drosophilidae. The coding region runs from base 70 to 345 and encodes 91 amino acids.